AUGGCCAUGACAACCAGUGAGCUGCAGGCGGAGAUCGAGGCCACCAAACUGAGGCUGCAGGCGGCACGGACACGGUCUCAGGAAAUUGAUGACGAGAUUGAUCGCGCUACAGAGCGGCAGCGGCUGCGACGGGAGCUAGAAGAGCUGAAGGCGGAGCUGCUCGAGCAGGAGGAUCUGAACGGUUCGGACGAAGCAUACAAAGGAGAUAUCGAUGCAGACGAAUCUGGACAGUUUGUUUGUUCUUCAGAAGCUUGCAGCCGUCAGCCGGUCCAGGGUCAGCGCAAGAACGGUGUGGUGCGUGCAUCCGGUGAUGCCUGCACCAACUUUGGCCACCAAAUCUUGGAAGGAGAGUUCACAUGGAAGCUUCUUCCGAUGUCUUGGCUUCGAACAGCGCUUCGCCAUGAACGGACUUCUGUCGCGAAUUCCACCGUCUUUUUCGUGGGCGGGUUCGCAUUCUGCUUCGUCUACAGUCCCUCUGGAGGCCCCGUCAUGAACUCGACCGAUGAUGGCAAGAGACGUUGUGGUUCCCUUGCCAUACGCGCCUAUGACUGUGCAGAGCCCAUGGCGCUGCGCUAUGGCAUUUUUGCCAAGAACAGCACAGGUGACUUCGUCCAGUGGGGUGCUACACAGGAUGAGAUCCACCCGGCACAUGAACUCAGAGCCUAUGGCCCAGAUGUGCAUGCGGAGGGAUCUCCCCCACAGGCGAUCGGAAUCUUUGGCCUGACUCAUGAACAGCUUCUGCAAUCAGAGUGGGUGCAGGACGACACUUUGACAUUGAAGCUGGUUUUGGAAGUCCGUCUUUUGGGAGUCCAAGUUACGUCCCAGCGCUCUGAGAGAGAGGCGGUGGACAUUCCAAAGCCGACCCUGCAUCGUGACGUGCAAACUCUCUUCGAGGAGUCCACUUCGAGGGUCAUCAUGGUUGAGGACUGCGCUGCGGAUACCUUCAAGGCCUUUUUGAGGUAUCUCUACACGGACAACCUUCCCACUGUCGAGGAUCUAGCGAAGCCAUCGAGCCAAGCUGUGAAGAAAGAUGGCAGUCCGCCUCUGACACAGAUGGAGGCAUUGUGGGCGGUCAGUCACAAGUACCAGGUACAGCGGCUCCAGCGGUGGUGCGAAGCGCAGCUUUGCAACCAGCUCAGCGCCGAGCAGGUCUGCUGCAUCCUCCGCCAGGCGCACGUUUUCGAGGCCGCGCAGCUCGAGAAGGCUUGUCUCUCCUACAUCAAAGACAACUCUGCGCAGGUGCUCAAACUUCAGGCCUACAGUGAUCUCAUCAGCAAAUGGCCUGAAGUUGCGUUGAAGAUUCACCUCUUCACGGCCGGUGUGCCAGAAGCCGAGGCAGCUGCAAUCGUGCAGGCCCGCAAGGUCCGAAGGUUGAAUGAUGGUGUGGAGAGAACUUCAUAG
This is a messenger RNA of Symbiodinium necroappetens, 1401 nucleotides long. The record is from the annotation of a GenBank genome assembly. NCBI's taxonomy places the organism in Eukaryota, Dinophyceae, Suessiales, Symbiodiniaceae.